Molecule: messenger RNA, 9126 nt
Organism: Patella vulgata (common limpet)
Lineage: Eukaryota; Metazoa; Mollusca; Gastropoda; Patellidae
Exons: 8
Coding region: 317-6517 (2066 amino acids)
Biological process (GO): regulation of apoptotic process
Molecular function (GO): protein binding
Source: RefSeq, a predicted model, not a curated record
UUGUUGGCUUGGUUGAUUUCGGGGUUGUACAUGUAUUUAGUUACGAGAAAUACAUUGUGUGACAUAACGACAUAUUUUGUGAGUAUGUGGAAUUUUAAAAUCACAAGUUUUACAUUUUAAGCCGCGGUAUAGAAUGAAACGAAGAAAAAGAAAGGGUCAAACCAAACUAUUUAAAACUGAAGUUAACAUUGAUUUUGAGAGAAUAAUGCACUAUAUUAGUUGAGAGAAUAAUUCUAAUGCACUAUACUUGUUGAGAGAAUAAUGCACUAUACUUGUUGAGAGAAUAAUUAAUGUGCAUUUGAAAAACGCCAACAAAAUGCCACGUGUAAUUGGAAAACUUCCUGAUGACCAAUAUGACAGGAUAGUGGCUAAUUCUACUGAUCUUAUAGACGACAUUAAACAUGACCCUGUUGGUCUUGCUCGUUCAUUGUUUCAAAAACGUGUCUUCGAUGAAGAUGAUCUAAAAAUAAUAAAGAAAGAAGGUAGUAAAACCGAUGCUGCUGAUGAAUUGUUACAUAUUGUUCUAAACUCUGGUGACUCAGCUUAUGGACAAUUUAUUGAGGCACUGAAAGAAAAUGGCUAUUCAAAAACUGCUAGACGAUUAAUAUUAGACAAAGAAUUAAAAGAAGUCCAUGAACCAAAGGGUGGGAAUCCCGAGGACAGAUCCCGGGAGAGAGUGGUGGUUACAGAAAAGCUGCAUAUCAAAGUGGAAAAAGGGAGACCACCCGAUGACAUGUACAGCAAGAUACGAGGCAAUUAUGAUUUCCUCGCGGACGAAAUUAAAAACGAUUAUAGGGAUGUAAUGUGUAGUUUGUUUAAUUAUAAAGCCAUCAGUGAGGAUGAUGUGGAACAAAUAAAGAGAGAAGAGAUGAGUCAGGGUAGUAAAAUAGCAGCCACCAGGGAAAUGUUAGAUAUUCUUUUAAACCGCGGUGAAACGGGGUAUAAGAAAUUCCUUGAAGCACUUUAUACAAAUAAAUGUUUUAAUGCUGUAUUCAGAUUGGAACCAGGUUUUGGCAGAGAUGGAUCAGCCGAACCAGGUAUGGCUACAGAUAAAUUAUUGACAUGGUUGCAGGGCAGCUUUCAUAGAUCAGCCGAACCAGGUAUGGCUACAGAUGAAUUAUUGACAGGGUCGCUGGACUUUGAUAGAUCAACCCCGCCUUGGUUUAACGAGUUUUUGAAAGAGCAUAAAGAUUUAUUUGGUAAAAAGAGCGUGGAUAGUUCACGAUUGAGGACAAUGAAAGACAAAGCACUCACCACCCUUGAAGAUGUUAAUGAAAAAGAAUAUGUAAAGACUCGUGCUCUUGGUGAAGGUUUGAAGAUACUCAGGAGUCAUCACAUCCUAGGAAUAAUAGGAGCUGCUGGAGAUGGUAAAACGACGCUAUCAAUGAUGAUAGCAAAUCAAUUCAUUGAAGAACAUCCAGAAUAUAAACCAUUGUUGAUUAAUGACCUUGAUGAUUUAAAGGAAGUGAACUUUGAAGAUGAUAAGUAUCUUUAUAUCAUCGAUGACAUGUAUGGUAGAUUUAAUAAAUUACAGGCACGUAUUGAUAAAUGGCCCACUCAUUUAGGUAAUCUUCGAAUUAAUAAAGAAAGAGGCAAUUUAGUUAUCAUUUAUAUAAUGAGAGAUUAUAUUUACCGUUCUUCUAAAUAUCAGUUAGACAAAUAUGAUUUAUUUGUGGAUGAUAUUGCAAAGACAACUCAAAUAUUUCUUCAUAAAAGCAAAUUAUCAUUAAGCGAUGAAGAAAAGGGCCGUAUUUUAGAUUUUUAUGGAGUUACUUCUUAUAAGAUAAUUUCCAAAAUUAUUGACUGCUUCGGUUUUCCAUCAAUUGUUAGUUUAUGUGGCAAGUUAAUGAAUGAUAAAUUACCGGAGGGUUUAAUAAGUUCGCAUGAUUUUCUUCUUUUGGAAUUAGAAACGUUUUGGGAGGAAAAUGAAUAUAUAUAUGCUACAUUACUGCUAGUAUUUUGUUUGCAUACUGUUUCAGAAAAAGACCUUAAACAAAGAUCUUCCGAGAGAGUUGAGUCAGUAAUUUCGACAGUUUGUAAAGUAGUAUGCAAAGAAUUUGAACUGAAAGUUGCUAAGCGUAAACUCAAUGAACUUUCAGAUACAUUCAUCAAAUACAUUGAAGAAAAUUAUAUGAAAAUAUUUUCAUUGCGAGACUUUGUUGAGGCUCCAUUUUUACACCAUCUUUCUGAUAAAUGUAUGGAAAUGGCUUUACAAUACUGUUCUUUUGAACUAUUGAUGGCAUUGGUUAGAACAAACCACCAAGAAGAGCGAUGCAUUUUAAUCCGUGACAUUCAUUACGAUGACCUUUUAAUGCGAUGUAUUAAAGAAUUACAUGAUCAGAAUGCUGAUAUCGUCAGCCAUCCUGCUUUCAUUGACUAUAAAUUUUUAUCACGUUUUCUUGGUAUGGAUGGUAUAGCCAAUUUAUUGCACGACACACAAUGUAUAAAUUUGGGAGAUAUUCGUGAUAUACAAGAAAGUGGCAAUUUUCUUCAUUACAUCACACUUCAUGGAGACAUGAGAUGUCUCGAAGCAGCACUCUCUUAUUUUCAUAAUCAGCUUCCCGAAUUAGUUGAGGAAAAAACAGAUAUGGGAUGGGAUAUCAUCGGUCUCGCUGCUGUUUCGAUGCAUGACCCAAUCGAAAAAAUUAAUCUUUUAAAAGAAAAGAAAAUCGGAGAUUGUUUGGCCUUACCACAUUUAGCGGUUUACUCAGAUAAAUUCGACAUUGUCGAAUAUAUCAGUAAUUUUAAAAACUUCGACAAAAGCAAGCGGGAUACUAAGUCAAGAACAAUUCUUCACAAUGCUUGUAAUUCAAAUCAUGACAAUCGUCAAAUAAUUAACUUUUUGAUAGGCAAAGCAUUUGAUGUAAAUGCUAGAGAUGAAAGUGGCAGUACGCCACUUCACCUGGCUGUUGCGAGAGGCAAACCACAGACUGUAUCAAUUUUAAUUAGCAAAGGCGCGGAAGUUAAUGUGAAGGAUAAUAUAGGCAGAUUACCAAUUCAUAAUAUUAGCAGCUUAUUUGGUGGUAGAACCGAUGUUCUAAAUCAGUUAAUCCAAGCGGGGUCACUAUUACACGAGGCUGAUAACCUCGGCCGAAUCCCAUUACUAGAAGUAAUAGCUAAUGUUGACAGAAAGUGUUUCGAAUUACUAAUUAACAGGCUGCCAUCUCUUGAUACCCUGAACAAGCAUAUCCAUAGCAUACUUCUUGAAUCAACACAGUUAAUGAAUGACUCCAUGUUUAGAUCUAUUUUAAAUACUAUAAAUGAAAUACAUAUUAAUAAUUUGGUUGGGAAUAUUUUAUUCAAUUGCUGUUCUUCUGUUGAUAAGAUGAGAAUUUUACACAAUAAAGGCGUGGAUUUUAAUGUAGUAGAUGACAAUAGUCUUAGUGUUCUCCACCUCAGUUGUAGAUUAGGUUCCAUUGACACAGUCCGUUAUUUGGUGAAUGAAAUAGGAUUAAACAUAACUCAAAAAGACGAUGAUGGCCGCACUCCUGUAUUUUAUUCUGUGGUGUCGGAUAUCGAUCCUGUCAAAAAACUCAAGUUCUUUUUGUCAGAAGGGUGUAGCUUGCAUGUUGUUGAUGAUGAAAACCGUGGUUUACUUCACUUUAGUUGUAAUUUAGGUACACCUCAGACUGUGGAAUAUCUUAUAAAUGAAGUCGGGCUGGGUGUCAACCAUAAAGACAAUAAUGGUCGGACACCAGCUACGUACUGUUCUAUGUCUAACAGAAAUUCUAUCAGUAAACUCAAAUUCUUGUCUUCAAAAGGGGCAAGUUUACACACUGUAGAUAACAAUAAUAAUAGUUUACUGCAUGUUAGUUGUCACUGGGGUACUGUUGAAACUGUUGAAUACCUGGUGAAUGAAAUAGGGCUGGAUGUCAACCAUAAAGACAUUAAUGGUUUGACACCAGCAAUGGAAUGUUCUAUUUCUAACAUAAAUCCUAUCAGUAAACUCAAAUUCUUGUCUUCAAAAGGGGCAAGUUUACUCACUGUAAAUAACAAUAAUAUGGGUUUACUGCAGGUUAGUUGUCAAGGGGGUACCAUUGGAACUGUUAAAUAUCUGGUGAAUGAAAUAGGGCUGGAUGUCAACUAUAAAGACAAUAGUGGUUGGACAACAGCUAUGGACUGUUCUAUUUCUGACAUAAAUCCUAUCAGUAAACUCAAAUUCUUGUCUUUAAAAGGGGCAAGUUUACACGCUGUAGAUAACAAUAAUAAGAGUUUACUGCAUGUUAGUUGUCUAGACGGUACUGUUGAAACUGUUGAAUACCUGGUGAAUGAAAUCGGACUGGAUGUCAACCACGAAAACAAUAAAGGUAAAACACCGGCUAUGUUCUGUUCUAUGUCUAACAUAAAUUCUAUCAAGAAACUCAAAAUCCUGUCUGCAAAGGGGGUAAGUUUUCGUGUAGUAGACAACAAUAACAACAGUUUACUGCAUUUUAGUUCUGCUUGUGGUACUACUGAAACUAUUGAAUACCUGGUGAAUGAAAUCGGGCUUGGUGUCAACCAUAAAAGCAGUAGAGGCUGGACACCGGCUAUGGAAUGUUCUAUUUCUAAAGUAAACCCUAUCAGUAAACUCAAAUUCUUGUCUUCAAAAGGGGCAAGUUUACACACUGUAGAUAACAAUAAUAAUAGUUUACUGCAUGUUAGUUGUCACUGGGGUACUGUUGAAACUGUUGAAUAUCUAGUGAAUGAAAUAGGGCUGGAUGUCAACCAUAAAGACAUUAAUGGUUUGACACCAGCAAUGGAAUGUUCUAUUUCUAAUAUAAAUCCUAUCAGUAAACUCAAAUUCUUGUCUUCAAAAGGGGCAAGUUUACACACUGUAAAUAACAAUAAUAUGAGUUUACUACAGGUUAGUUGUCAACGGGGUACCAUUGGAACUGUUGAAUAUCUGGUGAAUGAAAUAGGGCUGGAUGUCAACCAUAAAGACAAUAAUGGUUUGACACCAGUAAUGGGAUGUUCUAUUUCUAAAAUAAAUCCUAUUAGUAAACUCAAACUCUUGUCUUCAAAAGGGGCAAGUUUACACACUGUAAAUAACAUUAAUAUGAGUUUACUGCAGGUUAGUUGUCAAGGGGGUACCAUUGGAACUGUUGAAUAUCUAGUGAAUGAAAUAGGGCUGGAUGUCAACCAUGAAGACAUUAAUGGUUGGACACCGGCCAUGGACUGUUCUAUUUCUAACAUAAAUUCUAUCAUGAAACUCAAAUUCUUGUCUUCAAAGGGUGUAAGUUUACAUGCUGUGGAAAGCAAUAAUAUGAGUUUACUGCAUGUUAGUUGUCUAGGCGGUACUGUUGAAACUGUUGAAUAUCUGGUGAAUGACAUCAGACUGGAUGUAAACCAUAAAGACAAUAAUGGUUUGACACCAGCUAUCAACUGUUCUAUGUCUAAGAUAAAUUCUAUCAUGAAACUCAAAUUCUUGUCUUCAAAAGGGGCAAGUUUACACGCUGUGGAAAGCAAUAAUAGUAGUUUACUGCAUGUUAGUUGUCUAGGCGGUACUGUUGAAACUGUUGAAUAUCUGGUGAAUGAAAUCGGGCUGGAUAUCAACCAUAAAAACAAUAAUGGUUGGACACCAGCUAUGUACUGUUCUGUUUCUAACAUCAAUCCUAUCAUGAAACUCAAAUUCUUGUCUUCAAAAGGGGUAAGUUUACAUGCCGUAGAUAACGAUAAUAUGAGUUUACUGAAUGCUAGUUGUCUAGAGGGUAAUACUGAAACUGUUGAAUAUCUGGUGAAUGAAAUAGGGCUGGAUAUCAACCAUAAAAACAAUAAUGGUUGGACACCAGCUAUGUACUGUUCUGUUUCUAACAUCAAUCCUAUCAUGAAACUCAAAUUCUUGUCUUCAAAAGGGGUAAGUUUACAUGCCGUAGAUAACGAUAAUAUGAGUUUACUGAAUGCUAGUUGUCUAGAGGGUAAUACUGAAACUGUUGAAUAUCUGGUGAAUGAAAUAGGGCUGGAUAUCAACCAUAAAAACAAUAAUGGUUGGACACCAGCUAUCUGCUGUUCUAUCUCUACGAUAAAUUCUAUCAUGAAACUCAAAUUCUUGUCUUCAAAAGGGGUAAGUUUACAUGCCGUAGAUAACAAUAAUACGAGUUUACUGCAUGUUAGUUGUAAAGAGGGUACUAUUGAAACUGUGGAAUAUCUAGUGAAUGAAGUAGGGCUAGAUGUCAAUCAGUCACAUGACAAUGAUAUCCCAUUAUUAUUAUUUUGUUUCGACUCAGAGAUUCAACAGAUGGAAAAGGUCAGUUUUCUGAUUUCAAAGGGUGCUAUGAUAAUAAUUUGUCGACCAUAUAAAGAUUUCUUUAUGGAUGAUGGCGACUCUGAUAAAUGUAGUUUUCCUCUACAUCACAGCUGUUACCUGGGUACACUAGACACAGUAAAAGUUUUAGUCAAUGAUGCAGGAUACGAUGUAAAUUAUACUGACGAUGACAAUAUGACAGCUUUACUCUGGUGUUUUAAAACAAAGAUUCAACAACAAGAAAAGAUUAGGUUCCUUAUCUUUAAAGGCGCAAAGAUUACAAUAUGUCAACCUUGAAAAAACUUUUCCUGUAAUAUCCUGUAAGAAAAUAGUCAGAACAAAUAUUUGGACAAGACCUUAACGCAGAAAUUUGAACUAGGUUGUCGACCUUAGGUUGUACAGUUGGGUGUUUGAAAUAACGCGGGUUCCUCUUAAUUCGUAAGUGAACACAGACAUGUCACAUGAACAAUAAAAAGCACCAGAAUGACGUCAGAUUCGAGAUCGUAUUAAAUAUCUUAAUUUUAGAAUAUAUAAAAAUAACCACUACACCAAUAUUAUAGUCGUAUCAGGUGUAGCUAUGGUUUUGACAAUCGUGUACGAGAGAGAGAGAGAGGGGGGAUCUUGUACAAAGUUCCACAAAUGACUAGACAGCUGUCCUUGUCAGGCCCUCCGUCCUGCAUCACUGACAAGGGGAAACCACGCCGGAAAAUCUGGAUGAACUUUCUCGGCCAAUGCAGGGAUCGAACACCCGACCUCCAGGCUAGCGUUACUACAUGUAAGUUCUAUAGAGUUGUAUAGUAUAGUUACUACAUGUAAGUUCUAUAGAGUUGUAUAGUACAGUUACUACAUGUAAGUUCUAUAGUGUUGUAUAAUACAGUUACUACAUGUAAGUUCUAUAGAGUUGUAUAAUACAGUUACUACAUGUAAGUUCUAUAGAGUUGUAUAAUUCACUUACUACAUGUAAGUUCUAUAGAGUUGUAUAGUUACUACAUGUAAGUUCUAUAGAGUUGUAUAGUUCAGUUACUACAUAUAAGUUCUAUAGAGUUGUAUAUUACAGUUACUACAUGUUAAUACAUGUAUAAUACAGUUACUGUUAGUUCUAUAGUGUUGUAUAAUACAUGUAAGUUGUAUAGUUUUGUAUAGUACAUUUACUGUUAGUUCUAGUUGACUUAUCAGGAAGUUCUCACAUGACGGCCGAGUGAUAUGACGAUAUAAUAGUAAGAAAAUAAAAUCCUGUGGCCUGCUUGCAUACUCGAUUUCUAGUGUAUUGGUUGUGAAUAACGUAGAUAACUACCAUCCAGUAUCCGAGCAUCACGAAAACAAUAUAUUUAUCAAUAAAUAUAAUCUCUCAUUCUAUGUCAUAAUCUAAGGUUCUCUGUUACACAAAUAUCUUAAUCUCCAUUUCUGUCACCCUAUCGGUAUUAUUUCAUCUUCUCAUAUUAUUAUGUUUCCAUCAAACAGUCAUUUCUUCCUCUGUUUAUUUCAUCUCUUAAUAGUAUCAUGUAUUUUGUUAAACCAGUCAUUUCAUCUCUUAAUAUAGUAUCAUGUGUUUUGUUUAAACAGUCAUUUUAUCUCUUAAUAUAGAAUCACGUAUUUCUAUAGAUGAGUCAUUCCCUCAUAUGUAUAUUUAUCAUUUAAUAUAGUAUCAUGUAUUUUGUUUAAACAGCCUUUUUAUCUCUUAAUUUAGAAUCAUGUAUUCAUCUGUAAAUUUAUCACUUAAUAUAUAUAGUAUCAUGUAUUUUGUUUAACCGGUCUUAUUAUCUCUUAAUAUAGUAUUGUGUAUUUCUAUCGAUGAGCCAUUCCCUCAUCUGUAUAUUUGUCUCUUAAUAUAAUAUUGUGUAAUGUUUUGUUUAAACAGCCUUUUCAUUUCUUAAUAUAGGACCACGUGUCUUGUUUAACCAGUCAUUUCAUCUCUAAAUAUAGUAUAAUGUACUUUGUUUAACCAGCCAUAUUAUCUCUUAAUACAUGUCUUGUUAUAGUUUUUUUUACAAGGGAUUCAUAUUGCACUUAAAUAAUGCAGUGAGACUUUCGUGUAUUUUAUCAUAUUAUAUCUAUGAAUAGUAACACUACUAAUAUAUCAAUGAAUAGUUACACAAUUAAUAUAUAUCAUAUAUCUAUGAAUAGUAACACUACUAUUAUAUUGUAUCAUAUAUCUGAAGAGAAAGAAAUGGAUUUAACGUCCACUCGACACAGACUAGGUCAUUUCGGGACAAACACAUUGUUCAAUUUCAUUAACAGUGGGGUGAAACCGGAGGACCCGGAGAAAACCCACAUGGUUGGACAGGCGACCCUGCUCCUUGUCACGUACAACCGGGGAAUCGAAACCACGCCAGUUGACUCAAUGACAGAGCUUAUGAUACAGCAUGCACGCGCUAAGCGCUAACCAUUCAGCCAUCCACCCCCACCCACCCUGCCAUAUAUCUAAAGAAUAGCCUCACUGUUAAUAUAUUGUAUCAUAAAUACAAAUUCAAAAAUAGUCAUAAUUAAAUAUGUUGUAUUGUAUAUUCCAAGAACUAUCAUCCAUAAAUUAUACCGUUUUCCACAUCCAUAGAUUGUUUAACAAUAAAAUAUAUUUUUAUUGUAUAUUCCAAGAAUUGUCAUCCAUUAAUUAUACUGUUUUCCACGUCCAUAGAUUGUUUAACAAUAAAAUAUAUUUUAUUAUACCAAAUUCAUAGAUUUUCAAACAAUAAAAUAUAUUUUAUUAUGCCACAUCCAUAGCGUGUUAAUUUUUCUUGGUGUUCUAAAUCAUUCAAAUAUCGACCAUCCGAUGAUCUAGAGGGUUGAUUAUAGGCUUGACAUGUGAAUAAAUAUCUAAAUAAUACUUUAUAUAACAUUUGAGACGAAAAGAAAGCCCUGCAAUAUAGGAACAACGAAUGGAAAAUGAUCUCUGGAUAGAUUAAGGUAAU